AUGUCAGUUGAAGAAUUGAAAGAGACAGUAGCUAAGUUGCACGACAGAAUCCAGCAAUUGGAAAAGAAAAUUGGCAUUGUCCCAACAGGCGCAGGGCCAGAUUUCGCUAAACAGUUGAGAUUGGUGUUGAUCGGAGCGCCCGGCUCAGGUAAAGGCACUCAGUCCACGGACCUCAAGGACAAAUUCUGCGCUUGCCAUUUGGCUACUGGAGACAUGUUGCGUUCGCAAGUUAAACAAGGCACGCCGUUGGGAUUGGAGGCCAAGAAGAUUAUGGACCAAGGCGGAUUGGUCAACGACGAAAUCAUGAUCAACAUGAUCAAGUCGGAGUUGGAAAGCAACAAGGACUGCAAAAAGGGCUUUAUCUUGGACGGGUUCCCCAGAACUAUCCCUCAAGCCGAGAAAUUGGACUCGAUGUUGCAAGAGAGAAAAACUCCUCUUGAAAAUGCCAUUGAGUUGAAAAUCGACGACGAGUUGUUGGUUGAUAGAAUCACCGGCAGAUUGGUCCAUCCUGCUUCAGGCAGAUCCUACCACAAGAUCUUUUCGCCACCAAAGAAGGAAAUGACCGACGACAUCACGGGCGAGCCUUUGAUUCAGAGAUCGGACGACAAUGAGGCUGCUUUGAAAAAGAGAUUGGUGACUUAUCACGCGCAAACGGAGCCAAUUGUGGAGUACUACAAAAAGACUGGCAUCUGGCUGGGCAUUGAUGCUUCUCAAAAGCCUGCCAAGGUCUGGGGAGACAUUUUGAAAUGUUUGGGCCAGUAG
This is a messenger RNA of Lodderomyces beijingensis, 762 nucleotides long. The record is from the annotation of a GenBank genome assembly. NCBI's taxonomy places the organism in Eukaryota, Fungi, Ascomycota, Pichiomycetes, Serinales, Debaryomycetaceae.